This is a messenger RNA of Nezara viridula (southern green stink bug), 6233 nucleotides long. The record is from the annotation of a GenBank genome assembly. Lineage: Eukaryota; Metazoa; Arthropoda; Insecta; Hemiptera; Pentatomidae.
UGUGAAUCUAUAUAUAAGGACUCGUUCAUUGAUUUAAGUAGGAGUGUAUUGAAAGAGAUUCUACGUUUAGUUUAUUCUUGCUAGUACUUUUAGAAAUGAGUGCUCCUGUGAAAAAAGUACCCAUACAUUUACAGAGUUCCCAAAAUCGACUUCUUAUAAAGCACGGGAAGGUUGUUAAUGCCCAUGAAAUCAUUGAUACUGAUGUUUAUAUUGAAGAUGGAAUUAUAAAGGAAAUGGGAAAGAAUCUUAUUAUUCCUGGUGGUACAAGAAUUCUCGAUGUGAGAGGAAUGUAUGUCUUACCUGGUGGAAUCGAUCCUCACACUCAUUUUGCAUUUGAGAAAUCUGGUGUAAAAUCAGCUGAUGAUUUUUAUCAAGGGACUAAAGCAGCAAUCGCUGGAGGGACUACGAUGAUAAUGGACUUUGUUUUUCCUGAAAAUGGAGAGUCAUUAGUAGAAGCCUUUUACUUAAGGCGGAAUGCUGCUGAUGACCAAAUUUGUUGUGAUUAUUCACUGCAUGCUUGUGUUACUUGGUGGUCAGAUGAGGUUAAAAAAGAAAUGGAAGAACUUUGUAACAAACAUGGAGUAAAUUCGUUUAAAAUGUUUAUGGCAUAUAAAAAUGAGUAUAUGUUAAGUGAUAGCAACUUGUACAGUGCAUUUGAUACCUGUAAAGAAUUAGGUGCUGUCCCUAUGGUACACGCUGAGAAUGGUGAUAUUAUUGACCAGAAUGUUAAGAAACUCUUAAGUGAGGGUGUUACGGGCCCUGAAGGCCAUGCUAUUUCUCGACCUGAAAUUAUUGAAGCUGAAGCUGUCAACAGAGCCUGUGUCAUUGCCAAUCAGGUUAAAGGUCCUGUGUAUAUUGAUGGCCUAACAAGCAAAAGAGCGGCUGAUAUUUUAGCUCCUUAUCGGGAAGAAAACAAAGUUAUUGGUGCUGUAAUGGCUUCUUCUUUGGGAAUAGAUAUUAUCUCAUCAUCUGUUAGCACUGUCACUGAUCCUCCACUACGAUCUCAUUCAUCACUUCAUCUAAUUCAGUUGUUAGCAGAUGGAUAUCUUCAAGUUACUGGUAGUGAUGAUUGCACUUAUACAAGCGAACAAAAAUCAGAAGGAAAAUCAGAUUUCACUCAAAUACCUCCUGGGGUAAAUGGUGUUGAGGACAGAAUGUCAGUUAUUUGGGAGAAAGGUGUUGAGUCUGGUGCUAUGGAUCCUCAACAGUUUGUUGCUAUCACAAGUGCAAAUGCUGCUAAAAUAUUCAAUAUUUACCCUCAGAAAGGAUGUAUAGCAGUUGGUUCUGAUGCUGAUAUUGUAAUUUGGAACCAUAGGAAGACACGCACUAUUUCUGCUAAAACUCAUCAUCAAGCUACAGAUGUAAAUAUUUUUGAAGGUAUGGUAGUGCAUGGAGUGCCAGAAUUUGUUAUUGUCAAUGGACGCGUCUGUUUUGAAGAAGGUGAAGUGAAACCUGUACAAGGCUUUGGAAAAUUUAUUCCAACUUUACCUUUUCCUCCCUUCAUAUACGGUUCAGAAUCGGAUAUGUUAAUGUUCUCAAAUGGAGAAAGCAAGGUUGAUGGGCUUAAAGAAGAUAAAGCAGAAGGAAGUGAAAAAUCAUUUAGUUCUGCUACAGAGAAAAGUGAUUAUGAUAUGUUCCCAGAUCGAGCUGCACAUGCUACUGGAAAAGGUGCCCGUCAAGACGGACAGCGUAAUUUACAAGAAUCAACAUUUUCAAUAAGUUGUGAAUUAGAUGACACUGGUAGAAGAUCUUGCAUUCGUGUCUAUAAUCCACCUGGUGGUAAAUCAUCUGGUGGCUUUUGGUAAAUCAUAUAUCAGCUAAAACACAAGUCUCCACAAUCUUUUCAUUAGCAAUUUAUUGCUUUGAGAUCCAAAACUACAGAAAUAACAUUUUCUAAUUCAAGGAAUUUAUUUCCAUUUGGGCUUCCUGAAAUCAUCUUUAUUUACCCAAGUGUUAAUUUGAAUCAAAAUUCGACUUAAUUCAUAUUCUGUAAAAAUUGAUUCUUUCUUUUGUGACAUUCUUUUUCAUAUGUAUUUUGAAAGGCUAAAUUGCAAAAGAUCGAUAAAUUGUUAUUACCCAAAACUUUUAUUUUGUGUUUUAAAGACCACCUUAAGUAUUUUGGAAAAAUAAUAAUAUAAGGGGGCAUUAUACCAUUGUUUGUCAUUAUUCAUUAAUGUUUAAUUAGCUUUUUAUUUGCUUAUUUACAGUUGAAAUUUAAUGUUAUAUAUACAUUUUAAAUGAAGGUUACUACUUUAAAUGUGAAAUUUAGUUUACAAUGUUUUGUUUUCUGUUCAAUAAUUUAUAAUAAUCUACUUUGUUAUGUAUAUUUGAUUUAUUUGAUCUGUUAAAAUAAUAUAUAUUGUUUUGUUGUUUUUCUAUCUCCUUCAUAUUAUUCUUUUAUUUAAUGAUUGAAUAAAAAUAAACUUAUCAAGUUUAAAACCUAAAAUAAAAAAUACAUCAAAAUGGUUACUAACUUCUUGAUAUGUUUAUUUUAUCAUUAAUUAAUAUAAUUAUCUGUUUAUUAUCGUUAAUCAUAUUAAUAUUUAUUAAUAAGUGCCUACAUCUUGUAAUAUUUUCUUUGUUUGACAUUUAUAUGGAGAUAUUAUUGAAAGACUUAUUGCAUUUGUGUAAACAUGUUUAAUUAUGUUUUAGUGAUGUUUGAAGCGGGAAAAUAUUGAAGAUUGUUUAAUAUAAAUUUAAAAAACCUAUAUGUAUUGUUGAUUCUCAAUGGUUUGCUAUUAUUAAUUUCGGAUUAUAGUGUUAUUGUUGUUUUUUUGUUUUGUAAUUAACAACUUUGUUAUCAUUAAAUAUAAUGAUUUUUGUGCCAUCAAGAAUCAAAACCAUUUUAUCAUUAUGUAUGAGCCUUUUUGCUUUGACAAAUCCAAUUUUUUUUAUUAUGUAGCAAUAAAAGCAUAUACAUACUUGAAUAUAGAUUUUACAAAACAGGAAUCAUAGAUAAUUAUAUGGAUUAGUAGAAUAAUAUUUAUGGUAAAAUCUUUUUGACUCAUACUUUUAAUGUAAUAUGCCACCCAUACUAAAUUUAAAAUACAUCAACUCAGAUUUUCUCUACUCUGAAAAUUAUACAUGCCCUUUUAAUGUUUAGCUUUGCUUAUAAGGUAGCAUGUAAGCUCAGCAUUUAAUCUAUGUUCACCUAUGUCUUAUUUAAGUUUUUGUAGUAAUGAGAAAGAUGUGGAGACGAGUCAGCUUGUGCGCCUUGGGGCUAGGCUGUAAGGAGGGAUUAAACAAACGUGAAAUUUAAACAAUCUCCUUUUAUUAAGCUUUUUACAAAUUAUCCAGCUAUUAAUUAUUUUGAGUGUGUGUAUAUAUAAGUAUACAUCCACACAUGGACAUGUAAUGUGUUCUUUAUUUUAUUGUUUCUUAUAUUAUUUUAUUAAUUAGAUUUAUAGUAUGUUGUUAGAAACUUUAUUACUUUUGAGUUAUUUUUUACUUAUUUCUUAUAUUAAUUUAUAUGGCACAUUUUAAGAAAUUAAUGAAUAAAAUAAAAUACUAUUGUAUGUAAAAUUGACAUACAGAAAAAAACAUAAAAUGAACAAUUUAAUGAGUGCCAAUCAGUGGUACAGAAUGGUACCAUGGUGCUUUUUAGAUCCCUUGGGCAUUUCUGUUUGGAGUACUUUAUCAAUAGUAGGUGUGUUUGCAUGUGAUGUAAAUCAAUGUAUGAAUGUAUGUAAAGAUUCACUCUUUCAAAAAUAUUAUUUAUUUACACUUCUAUGGUUGCAUACAUAAUUUGAAGUAGAAAUCAUUGGGCCAGUUAUUUUAUUUUUUAGUAUCAGGAAGGUUUUUAUGUUCCAUAAAGUUUUUUUAUAUUAAAAAAACAGCAUCUAUGAUUACUGUUAAAUAUUUUUAUAAUAUUAGCCUCCAUUAUUGUCAUUUUCAAGUACUCAAUCUACUUAAAUUAUGGUAGUAUUUAUAGUUUGAUAAAUAUAUUUUAAUGCUUCAUUUAUAUAUUUUUGUUAUAUUAUUCAACUAUAGCUUUGCAUUGAUGAAAACUUCAUUUUCCUUAAUAAAAUGAGAUUAAUUUAUGUCCAAAAGGUAAUGUCAGGAUAUAAUUCAUUUAAAAGUUAGUUAUAAAUAAAGGAAGGCUGGCCAUUAAACAGUGCUAAGGUUAUAUUUAAUACAUUCUCAUUUGUCAGUGUAUUGAUGUUAUUGUAUGUUUAAUGUAUUGUGAAAGAAAUAAUUACAUUAAUCAUGAUUAAUUCAUGUGUAUGCUUAUUGUAUUGUUCGAUUGCAAGUAUUAUCAUAUAAAAAUUCAAUAAAAUUGUACUUUAGGCACUGCCUGGAUCACUAAUACUAGUAUCAAGAACUAUGUAUAUUAUCAAUUAAUACUGCCAUAAAUGUUUUGUUGAACAGCAUCAAUUUAGUAUUAAACAUUUUCUAGUUUUUUACUAAUUUUGAACAAUGAUAUUUACUCUUAUAAACAAAUGUUUACUUAUUGUAAUGUGCUAUGUCUAAUUGUAUUGCAUUUUAAUGUGCAUAUUGCACAAAUGUAACUAUAUAUUUUGAUAUGCAUAGUUUUAUGUUCAAAUUUAUUUGUUAAUAUUGUUUAAGGCAUUAGAUUAGCUAUUUUAAUUACCUUUUAAUUUUAUCCCUUAUGCGACAUGCAUAUGUUUCAUCAUCCAUCAACAUUUUCAAAUAUUAUAAUUUAUAGUUGUCAAAUUUGAAGUCAUAAAAGAGAUUUAUUUAACUUAGUUUUAUAAAAGUAUACAUAUCUUAUGUAUAAGUACUAUUUAUUAACCUCCUGUAUUUUGUUUACAAUAGAGUAAUUUAAGUAUGCUAUACAAUUUGAAAUUACAACAUUUUUAUAGUUAUUCAUAUAACUACAAACAUAUUUAUAGUUUUUCAUAACUUUGCUUAUCUCUUCUAUUCUUGGUUACUGACCUAUGUCUCUUGUAUGGAAAGUAGAAGUGUUUAAGAAUGAAAUAGUUCAGAAGUUGUGAAUAAUUGUUUAUAUUGAUAACUUUUUAAAAUAGUUAUUAAAAGAAAAAAAAAAUGGUAUCUGAUACAAAUUUUUAUAAGGAAUCAAUACAAAUUUUGAUCCAAAAAAAUAAAGUUUAGAAAAUUUCUUAUUACAUGUUAAUAUCUUUCAAAAUGAUAAUCUUCAAUUUGAUGAACCAUAGUAUGUUGCAAGUUCUGGUUUUAGGAAUAACGUGUAUUUUAAGAGUUUAAUUUUUGUUAUUUGAUUCUAAAACUAAAUAUUAUGGAAAAUGUGUUUUUUAUUACUUUUAGAUAAGUUAUUUUAUAAUCAAAAAUAAAAGACCAAAGACUUGUUUGAUUUGUUGCUUUGGUUAGGAAUUUAGUUGAAUUGUUGGUUUAAAAUUAUUUAUUUGUUAUGUAAAUAUAUGUUUAACUCACACAUUAUGUAUAUUGUUCAGCUUUAAUACUUGUGUUAAUGUACAGCUUUAAUUGAUGUUUUCAUUGUUUAGCUUGUUUCAUUAAUUUAUUAAUUACUAACAAUAUUAUUAUGAAACAAUUUUCUUGUUUUGUUUAUUUAUGUUGAGAGGUAUUAUAAAUGUCACCAAUUCAAGUACAUUAUACUGAUUUUUCUUUUUAUUAAAAAACAAAAACAAAACUGGUUGUCAUUUUUGCUGCUAUAAAAUUGGAAUUAAAUUAUUACCUUUGUAUAAGUUUAAAUUUUUGAUAUGCCAAAGUAGAUUAGAAUUCAUUUAUUCACACCUUGCCCAUAGGUUUAAUUUAAUUUAUAAAACAAAAAGUUGUAAUUGACAGUGUUUUGUAUUAAUAUCUAUAUGUUUUCUAAGGGGCACUUAAUCUCUCUCUUCAGCAUAUAGCCCAGUAUUGGUUUAGUUCCAGAAUAAAAUAAUUGAUUUUAGCCUAUCAAUAAAGCAACUGUAUUAGAGAUGUGUCAAAUGAAAGAAAAUUCAGAUAUUACAUAAUAUAAAACGGCUUGAGAAAUAAAUUAAAUUUUUUAGAGUGGAGGAAGAUGACUUCAUUGCCAGGGGACGCUGAAUGUGUUUAGGCCACACUGAAUAACCUUUUAUCAGUUACUCCUGAUGCUCAACCUUCAGUUUAACGAGCUGGUUAUAAGUUCUCAAAAUAACCAUUUUUUGGUUUCAUACAGGAAGGAGGGUGAGAAUAUAGUUUUGGCCCCACUCCCCCAAAAUUUCAAAAAAAUAAUGAUUAUAUUAAUUUAGAAUUAGUCAUACAUAUUAUGAAUGUAUUAUUGAUAAAAUAAAUGGAAAUAUACUUUCUUAGUUUAA